Blastomyces gilchristii SLH14081 is the source of this 5524-nucleotide messenger RNA. Its product is annotated as pyruvate decarboxylase. The record is from RefSeq and is a predicted model, not a curated record. Gene Ontology annotation, molecular function: carboxy-lyase activity; thiamine pyrophosphate binding; magnesium ion binding. Lineage: Eukaryota; Fungi; Ascomycota; Eurotiomycetes; Onygenales; Ajellomycetaceae. The coding region runs from base 655 to 2379 and encodes 574 amino acids. The transcript is spliced from 7 exons.
CUUUUUGCUGGGCCCGGCAUGAGGGAUGAUAAAUGGCAGGGCAAAACCCACCACGAGUUCUCCCCUGUUUGUCGACGGCCUCGACCUCUUCAGCGGCUGAAACAAUUCCUGGUGUAGAGGUUAGCGGAGACAAACAAGAAUCCAGCCACCAUUGGGAUAAUAUUAAGAAGAUACCAAUUCCAGCCAUAGUCAAGACUUAUUUCUUGAAAGAUAUACAUACAAGGCAGUCAGUUUGUCUUGAGUGGCCCGAGGAUUAAAGGGCGGGUUUCCAAGCGGGUUGGUCAAUAGUUACUGAAUUCUCCUACGCCAUCCCUACCGUACCCUGACGGACGUCUUGAUUACCAAAAAGGUACGUAAACUGACAACAGGAACUCGGCGGCUGUGUUGACAUCAUACAUUGCUCAUCACUGUUCCCCAUCUCAAACUUUGCCAGGAAAACAUGUGCUGUCUCAAUGGCAACGGUGCCGGCUGUAAGGACCUAGAGCGUAGAAAUAGCGAGACUCUGCCAACUACUUAAAGCUGGUUCUGGCUUCCAGCCAGCACAUAUCAUUUUAACCUCGUUAUAUAUCUCCUCUCUCUUAUCAUUUUCCGUGUAAUUGGUCUAGCUUCCCAUCAACAAGUCCAUUCCAUUUUUGAAUACCAAUCACAGCUAUAAUGGCAGCCGAUAUUCCGAGAAACGAGCUUAAAUCUCCCGUUGACGUUGCCCAGUAUCUGUUUACGCGGCUCCGUCAGGUCGGAAUUCGAUCUGUCCAUGGCCUUCCAGGUGACUACAACCUAGUGGCAUUGGAUUAUUUGCCCAAUUGUGGCCUCGAAUGGGUUGGCAAUUGCAAUGAACUAAACGCUGGAUAUGCUGCGGAUGGAUACGCACGCGUGAAUGGAAUGGGAGCACUCGUCACAACCUUCGGCGUCGGAGAGCUCUCCGCCCUAAAUGCCAUCGCCGGGUCUUUUUCCGAGUACGUCCCCGUCGUGCAUAUCGUCGGCCAACCCAGUACAGCUUCCCAGCGCGAUGGCAUGCUGCUCCAUCAUACCUUGGGCAACGGAGACUUCAAUGUCUUUGUUAACAUGAGUGCCAACAUUUCAUGCUACGUUGCCAAGUUGAACGACCCACAUGAAGCUGCGGCUCUUAUUGACAGCGCCAUACGGGAAUGUUGGAUCCGGAGUCGACCAGUAUACAUCACUUUGCCUACUGAUAUGGUGAAGAAGAAGGUGGAAGGGGAACGACUGAAAGUCCCGAUUGACCUCAAGCGCCCAGACAACGAAGAGGAAAAGGAGGAAUACGUCGUGGACGUCGUUUUGAAGUAUCUCCAUGCUGCAAAAUCUCCGGUCAUCCUGAUAGACGCUUGUGCUAUCCGGCACCGUGUCCUCAACGAGGUGCAUGACCUCGUCACAAGAUCUGGUUUGCCGACUUUCGUCACCCCAAUGGGAAAGAGUGCUAUUGACGAAACGCUUCCGAACUACGGCGGUGUCUAUGCCGGUGAUGGCUCAAGUGCAGGGGUCAAAGAACUUGUCGAGUCGUCCGAUCUGAUCCUUAACAUUGGCGCCAUUAAGUCAGACUUCAACACGACUGGAUUUACUUACCGUAUCGGUCGUAUGAAUUCAAUUGACUUUCAUAGCACCUACGUUGCCGUUCGCUACUCUGAAUAUCCAAACAUCCACAUGAAGGGUGUUCUUCGCAAAGUGGCCGACCGCAUGGGGGAGCUAAACACAACCCCGGGCCGCAUAAUCACGAACCAGCCACCGAAACACGAACUUCGUGAAACCUCAUCUGCUAUAACCCAUGCAUGGUUCUGGCCUACGGUUGGCCGAUGGCUUAGGGAGAAGGACGUUAUCAUAACCGAAACAGGUACAGCCAACUUUGGCAUAUGGGAAACAAGGUUUCCCAAGGGUGUGAUUGCCCUAAGCCAGGUUCUGUGGGGCAGUAUUGGCUAUGCACUUGGUGCCUGUCAAGGCGCUGCUCUUGCAACGAAAGAGAAGAACCAAGGCCAACGAACGAUUCUGUUUAUCGGGGAUGGAAGCUUCCAGCUAACAGCGCAAGAAUUGAGCACCAUUAUCCGACAUAACCUAACCCCUAUCAUCUUCGUAAUUUGUAACGACGGCUACACUAUCGAACGAUGCAUUCACGGCUGGGAUGCGGUAUACAACGACAUCCAGCCCUGGAAAUUCAGCGAUCUCGUCCCAGCAUUCGGAGCCAAGCCGAAUACAUUCAAAACACACUCUAUCAAGACGGAGAAGGAAUUGACCGCCUUGUUUGCGGACGAGAGUUUUUCUUCUUCUAAGGUUUUGCAGCUUGUCGAGCUACAUAUCCCCAAAGAGGACGCACCGGCAGCGCUGAGAUUGACCGCUGAAGCAGCGGCAAACGCCAGCACCAGACACAAGUAAGAAAGGAGAGGUUGCAGGUAUUAACUAAUUUGCUGCUGUCACCGAUCUUCUUCUUCCUGGAAAUACGGAGAAUUCGCAUCUUAUUAUUUAAAAGUUUUUCAAAAUUUCCUUGCGUCUAGGAGUAAUAAUAAUUCAAAACACAAAUUGUCAAAACAAUCAUCAUCCAUUUUACAGCUGCCAACCAAUUCAUUCUCACAGGAAGGUCAUUACUUGUAAAUAAGUAGUAACUUGUACGGAGUAACCUGGACAGAAACCAUCCGACCACGUUGGCCCAGACGGGCCUUUUUGGAGUAUGUACAUGUACAUGUACAUGUACAUGUAUGUGUGUACUGGAGAAGAGAGCUGCAGGACAAGCCUCUGUUGCUCUGAAAUAGUGCUUGGCAGAAAUGCGGAUUUGCUGGCGUUUAUUGUUGGUUGUAAUAAUCGCGCGGUCUACACAGUGUGCAACCCCUCACGAGGUGCGGAGGUUGAGUUUGGUGCGGAGGUUGAGUGAAUUGGGGUAAUUGGAGAUAGCGGAAGAUUAUUUAUUAGUUUAUCGUCAGGUUCAAUAAUUGAUGGAGGGGGGUUGGGUUUGGAUUUAAAAAAAUAAUAGAAUAUACUAUAUUCAGUUUAAUUAAUAUUAUACGGCUUGGUAUGUUAACUAUGCUAUGUGUACAGAACUCUUCUUCUAGAUUAUUCUAGCAAAGCAGAGAGAAGAAAAAGGAGAAAAUACGGACGAAGAUGAAGUAAUAUGAAACAAAUCGAACUCGAAAUCAAGAAACAUAUAUUCUAUCAAUGAAGAGCGCAAAAAUAGAAGGUGGAAAAAAAAAAGAAAAAAAAGAACGGAGUGGAGAAAUCUCGGAGAAUUUCCUUGGAGGAAUUUGCUCCCACAAUUGUCAUGACAUCAUUCAUUAUAUCAUGAUAAUGAAAUUGGAAUUAGUAGAAGUCAUCAUAAAUGCAAAUGAUGUAUAAGAGGGAGAAAGAAAUGGCAAUAAUAAUAGAAUAGAAUAGAAUAAUAAACUGUAAAUAACACAAUGCUAAAAACUUUCAGGAAUCAAUUCUUUCUGAAAAAUCAGCUUCGUUGGGAACAAUGAACAACAAACAAAGACCAAAGGUACAAACCUGUAGGAAGUGAUUAUUUUGAGGGUGUUUGUUUUUCUUAAGAAAUCCCAUGUCCUAGUUGAUAUUACCGCCAAUCCUGAAAUUGAAGUAGGUUUUUCACCUUGAGAAUCUGGGGGGUGGAUGAAUUAACUUCUGCACCAAGUUCAUGCACAGUGGUUAGUUUUGUCCAAUCAGUUGCCACAAAAAAUAAUUAACCAUGUGACUCCCAAGAUUGGUAUGUUGUUUUGCCUUUCUCUUUCCAAUUCAUUUUCAUUUUCAUUCUUUUAUUAAUAUUUUCAUAACCCGGUGUCCGUCCACUGACUCCACUCAAUAUUUCCAUCUGACCCGGCGGCACCCACGCCGCCAUCAGCAUCAUUCCCGGCGCCCGCAGAUAGAUUUCCGAGCAGAUCGUCCAAGUUAACACCCAUAUUCAUUCCCAUGCCCAUUCCGAGGCCGCCAAAGCCAGUAACGCCCAUCCCCAUGCCAAAUCCGGGGGUCCCUGACAUGGAGUGGUCGCGGACAGAUUGGUUAUCAGGCUGAUGCUGCUGGGAUAAUUGGUGUUGCUGUUGAUGCUGCUGUUGAGAUAGAUGCUGCGAUUCCAGGUCCUGCCAGAGGAAGGACUCAUCGGACAUUGAGAUGAGGUCCGGACUUUGCAAGAGUCCCCCUGGAGACGUAGAGCCCGAUGCGGACGUCAUUUGGUUCCCGAGGGUGGAAAGUUGUGGAAAUUGUUUUAAAUGGCGUGGUAAUGAGGAGGCUGUGCCACCGGAAGUAUCCUGAGUGUUAUUGGUGUUGGUAAACGACUGGAACGAGUGGAACGGGUCGAGCCUCGGAGUAGAGGCAGAUGUUGGAUCUGUAGAAGAAUUUGUCAAAGAUGAAGACGACCUUAAUCCAUACUGUGCGCCUGGGAUGUUGGACUCCUUUUUGAAAUGGUCGUUUUCAAGCGUCGACAUGGGCUGAGUUGGAUAGGCGAAGGGGUCGUCGGAUGGGAACAUCAUUGGCAUUAGAUCUGGUAUAUAGGCCAUGCUAUCCAAGGGAGGUGAAAAUGAGGUGUCCUGUUUCAAAGAUGAUGAUGACAGCGAAUGUGCCUGCUGCUGCUGCUGCUGCUGUUGCUGAUGGCUCGGUAGUUGGUGAAAGGACAAAAAUGUCUGCUGCGAGGAAGAGAUGGGCGACGGUGAUGGUGUCAAAGAACUUCGCAUCAUAUCUUCGUCAUUGGCAGACGAUGACUUCGGAGUAGACUCAGGCAGACCAAACGGCGACUGCUCAUUCGCUCUCCAUGAGCGCAGGGGCUGAAUAUGGUGGCUAUCGUCAACACUUGUACCUAGUGUCUGAUUCCUUGCUGGUCCCAGUUGUUUCGAAGCUUGCAGAUGAACAGGGAACGUUUUUGCUCUUUGGGGAGGUUGCACGAUCAGAGUAUCAGGGGUAGCCGUAGUAACGUUGGGUGGUGUCAUUGUGCCCCUGGGUUUCGAUGCCGGUGGUGGAGUAGGUUGAGCACGUUUCCUAUUCAAGGGCACUGGAGUAUUCCGUCGAUUUUGCAAUUUUUCGGGCAGGUGUUUGAAAAUAGACUGAGAGAAGCUGAUAUCAGUAAAGGCAGUCCACGAAAGGAAUCGGACUUUAGCCGAAACGGGGGCAAGGGGGAACAAACAUUUAAGCUUUGAGCACACCGAUCCGCAGCCAUACUAUUCUUAGCCAGCCCUGCAAGUGCAUUCUUGCCUUCGAGAGCAUCUUUUAAGAUGCCGUCUUUGACAGUAGCCGACUCAGGAUUUUCAAGGAUGAAGAAGAGCAGUGACAACACGGCAAAAUACGUAGUAUACAUCGUAAACCAGUAAGAGCCAUUGAGGAGCUUCUUCUCUUUCAUUCCAGCGGUAAUGUGGACGACAUUACGCGCCACACUCACACAUGCAGCAGCACAUGCAAAAGAUCGUUUGUCAAUUUUCCGGUCCUGCGCGUUGCCAGUAACAUAAUGAAGGAACGGGCGAUACAUAACCAUCUGCACGUGAGCGUAGCCAAUCCGAAGUAAUUGCCUCAUUCUUUUUGGCCAAGCUGUCAGUGUGAGAACACAUUUUAG